This is a messenger RNA of Corylus avellana, 2243 nucleotides long. Its product is annotated as putative mitochondrial adenine nucleotide transporter BTL3. Gene Ontology annotation, biological process: transmembrane transport. NCBI's taxonomy places the organism in Eukaryota, Viridiplantae, Streptophyta, Magnoliopsida, Fagales, Betulaceae. The record is from RefSeq and is a predicted model, not a curated record.
UCAAGAAACAAACGACUUUCGAGUCAGUCGAGGAGAUAACUGUUCUAUGCGCGGCGAUGGAAGCAAAGCAGCCGAAUCCGCCAUUUCCUAUCUCCAAUGCUCCAACUCUCACGACAAAGCUUACCCAUUUCCUCGUAUCCUCCAACCUUAUCCCUAUUCUAAUGACGAAGGUUAAAAGCUCAUGCCGUCCACAUUCAAAACCCUAGAUUUUUCCCAAGCAUCAUUUCGCUCGCACAAUGCUGCUAGGACUGGACCUCAGCUUUAGCAACUCUCACUCUAGUACUCCAAAUUUGUUUUGUUAUAUAAAUUCCAAUCUGAGCGUAUUUGUUAGCGGCGGGUUGUUUCUGGAACCCACAAUUCCUUCUUCAUUCGUUAACUUAAUUUCGUCCACAAGUUCUUCGAUUAGCGUAUCGGGCUCGGCUUCUUCUUGUACUUGUAGUCGAAAACCGGUGGUUUUGAGGAGAGAGAAGAGCGUUGGGUUUUUGACGGUGAGCUUAAAGAGUGAUGGGUUUGUUCGGGAAUCGAAGGUGUAUUUGGUGCAAAACAGAGAGGAGGGGUCCGAGAAGGCGACGACGCGCGAGGAAGGUGACGCGGUUGUUGAGCGAGGAGAGAAACAGAAGGUUAGGUUACGGGGAGGUCGUGCCAUGAACACUACCAAGCAUCUCUGGUCAGGUGCUAUAGCCGCCAUGGUCUCCAGAACCUUUGUUGCCCCACUUGAGAGACUGAAGCUGGAAUAUAUAGUUCGUGGUGAACAGAAGCAUCUUUUUGAACUCAUUAAGACUAUUGCAGCUUCUCAGGGUCUCAGAGGAUUUUGGAAGGGGAAUUUUGUCAACAUUCUUCGUACAGCUCCAUUUAAGGCAGUUAAUUUCUAUGCUUAUGAUACAUACAGAAAACAGUUGCUCAAAUUGUCAGCCAAUGAGGAAACUACGAACUUUGAGAGGUUUAUUGCUGGUGCUGCUGCUGGAAUUACUGCUACUGUCCUCUGUUUGCCACUUGAUACGAUCCGGACCAAGAUGGUUGCACCUGGUGGGGAAGCCUUGGGUGGUGUUAUUGGUGCUUUCCGCCACAUGAUACAGACCGAAGGAUUCUUUUCUCUUUACAAGGGCUUAGUACCUUCCAUUAUAAGUAUGGCUCCUUCAGGAGCAGUUUUCUAUAGUGUGUAUGAUAUACUGAAAUCAGCAUAUCUGCAUUCACCAGAAGGAAAGAAGAGAAUUCAUAAUAUGAGCCAGCAAGGGCAGGAACUGAAUGCUUUUGAUCAGCUUGAGUUGGGACCAGCUAGGACCUUACUAUAUGGGGCUAUUGCUGGUGCUUGUGCAGAAGCGGCAACGUAUCCAUUUGAAGUUGUGAGGAGGCGGCUUCAAUUGCAAGUCCGGUCAACCAAAUUGGGUGCUUUGGCAACAUGUGUGAAGAUAGUUGAGCAGGGAGGAAUCCCAGCUCUCUAUGUGGGACUCAUUCCCAGUUUGCUACAGGUACUUCCUUCAGCUUCAAUAAGUUAUUUUGUCUAUGAAUUCAUGAAGAUUGUUCUCAAAGUGGAAUGAACAGUAAUGAUGGAUCCUCUAGUAGAAUUUAUUGGAGGUUGUACAGUGACUCGACGAUGAGCACCGGAUAAAAUUUGAAUUGGUAAGAGUUAUCGUUGCCACACACAGUAGAGGCAAAGACUGCUCUGCCCUCACCACCCGGUUCCAUUCAUUCAUGCUGUCUAUACUUUUGAAUUGCAAGAUGAAAAUAAAAAACUUCCACAACACCUCAGCCUUCUGAUUACUUCUUUUUUAUUUUUUAUUUUAUUGAUAACUGUGAUAUCUGGAGCUUCGCCCCGACCAUAUCUCUGGGACACCAUGUAAAGCGCCCCCUCCAUACGGUCGUGUGGCCACAUUUGCUAAUCUUUUGGUUUUUGAUAAAUUGUUGCUUCAGUAAUCCCAUAUGCACAAGAUUCUUCUUCCCUUUCCUAAACUAAGGAAAAGCUACGAUUCUUCUUCCCUUUCCGAAUCGGUUUCUGCAGUGUUUGACCUGCAACAACGUGGUUGUUGCCUUUACUGCAUCGGACUCUUUAUCGAGUUUCUUUGCUAUUUGUAACCGCCUUGUGCGGCCCUGGAAAAGGCCCGGCUUGUAUGCCAUUGCCUGUUGUUUGGUCCUUUUGGACCAGAUCCAGAUUUCGUUCUUGAAUUUGUACUGCAUUUACUUUUUGGGCUGUGUUGUUGGGGUGGCCACCCCUUUUGAGGUCAAUUAGUCAGUCCUGUAACCCG